AUGAAUAACCGACAAAAAUACACUACUAGUCCAUGCCAGCGAUGUAAAGCUCAUCAUAAAAAGUGUGAGGCAAGACGGCCUUGCUCGUAUUGCGUGAAAUCUCAAGCGCGAUGUGAAACGUCGUCAGGAAGUUUCAAGUUCCGACAGGGAAGUAAACCGAAGCCAUCCUACGAUUUCUCACCUGAUCAGACCUGGGUUGAUUAUAGCCAUAAUGACGAGCUUCGUUUGGUGCACGUCGACCCAAAGUCUCGAAAAGGCGGAGAGCAGUCACCGCAAAACCAAAGGGAUAGCCUCUCAUCUCAAAGCCCUGAAGGAAUAUCUUUAGAUUUGUCACCUCCUGUGGGAGAAAGCCCUUUACAGAUGCAUCAACAAAUAGAUACAGUCACAGUGCCUCCAAAUCAGAGACGUGAGAACACUUCAGAUUGGCAAGAAGCUCGACAACCAUUUGCAAGUAAUAUACAGAUGGAGCCCAUUACGCAUGAAAAUGAAACAACUUCUGAGUCCUUAAUUCGACCGACGUCAAAUUAUAGAGAGGAUAUUGAGUUUGAAUCUGCGUCUUUAUUUCCUCCACACCGAAGACCGUAUCCCUUUGGACCAUUGAAAGGGUUACCAGAAAACUUUUCACAUUAUUCAUAUACUACCUUACAAGAAGCUUGCUUAAUACGUCACUUUACCGAAUACCUUUCCUCUUGGUUUGAUACGUGUGAUCGCGAUCGACACUUCGAAUUAAAUGUCCCUGAGCGGGCAAUGUUUUGUCCAGUUCUACGUUAUGCCAUCUAUACAGCCUCCGCUAGACAUUUGACACGCUUAGCGGCAUGCCGCCAUGACCCAAAUAAUGUCGUUAUCUUUGAUGGCAUUGCGUUACCUGGUAUUACUUCCGACUCUGCAGUUCGAUAUCACGAUGUUUGUAUUUCGUACUUGAUUGAACUCUCCAACGAUCCCAAAGAAGAGUAUAACGAAGAUGUUCUUACGGCUGCCACUAUUUUACGGUUCUAUGAACAAAUUGAUGCUCCGUCAUACGGAAUAGACUCCGAGGCAUAUCUGAAUGCUGUUCAAUUUAUUGUCAAUACACAACAAGACGACUCCUUCUUUGCUACUUACAAAAUCCACGGGCCUCGUAGAGAUGAGGAUGUUCACACCAUACCAUCAGUGUCACUCCGCCACUCCGCAUGUUUAAGCGCUCUUCGGCAAGAGAUAUGGAGUGGUUUCCUGAACCAACGCCCCUUUCGCAUGCCCAUAUCUUCUGACAAUAACUACAACUUUUUUGAUAAUGCAAAUGCCUUUACCUGGACGAAUCGCAUACUGAUCUGGUGCGCGGAUCUUCUCAAGUUCUGUUUCGGUCAUAGGGUGUCUAUGAGUGAUACUGAAGUCCACCAGAGAUGGCAAAGUUUGAAAAGCUUCGAAGUCAAUUGGGAAACAAAAAAGCCGGCUGCCUUCACGCCGAUAUACUACGAAGACGCCGACCUCGAAACUGGAAAGAUUUUCCCCACCAUAUGGCAUAUGAAUGCAUGUCAAGUAAUUGGAGCCCAGCACAUUGAGCUGUCGCGCAUUCUACUCGCUGUUUCCAACCCAACUUUGUCUCGCCUUGGACUGGGAGCUCGUUCAAGCAGCCUUAUUUUGGAGAAGGAACUCCAAUCUAUUACUCGCCGCCUUUGUGGACUGGCUGUAUCCAACCUAAAGUAUCCAACUGCUUUGGUAAACGCGGCUAUUGGAGUAUCAAUUUGUGGUGAAUACGUGGCUGAGCCACGGGAACAGAAUGCCAUCAUCCAGCUCUUGACUGACUUAGAGUAUCAGCAUGGGUGGCCAACGCAGGCAACUAUUUUAUCCCUCCAAGAAGCUUGGAAAAUAAAAUCAGCGUCGUGA
Molecule: messenger RNA, 1863 nt
Organism: Talaromyces rugulosus
Lineage: Eukaryota; Fungi; Ascomycota; Eurotiomycetes; Eurotiales; Trichocomaceae
Exons: 6
Coding region: 1-1863 (620 amino acids)
Biological process (GO): positive regulation of transcription by RNA polymerase II
Cellular component (GO): nucleus
Molecular function (GO): zinc ion binding; transcription cis-regulatory region binding; DNA-binding transcription factor activity, RNA polymerase II-specific
Source: RefSeq, a predicted model, not a curated record